Messenger RNA from Acanthochromis polyacanthus (spiny chromis), 4153 nucleotides. It is a transcript of the gene lasp1, whose product is annotated as LIM and SH3 protein 1. The transcript is spliced from 7 exons. NCBI's taxonomy places the organism in Eukaryota, Metazoa, Chordata, Actinopteri, Pomacentridae. The record is from RefSeq and is a predicted model, not a curated record. The coding region runs from base 473 to 1180 and encodes 235 amino acids. Gene Ontology annotation, cellular component: focal adhesion. Gene Ontology annotation, molecular function: actin filament binding.
GCAUGAGUUUGCUAUGCGAGAGCAGCAGAUGGAGGGAGGACGUGAACAUGCACAAGAGGGAGGACUUCCUGCAAACGCUGUGGACUCAGUUUCAUGAAUAUGCACAAUGCACAGAUGUUUUUGCGCUGCUUCGAAACCUUUUAUUCCGAGUUUUUCUAAACAAUAACGAACCUCCCACACCAUUCCUCUUCCCCUUUUUGCUCGGACACGCGCACUCAAGGGAGGAAGGAAGGGGGGAGCGAGGAGGAGGAGGGGAAGGCAGCGGGAGCGCGCUUUCCGCGUCUGGUUAGUGGACUGACAGCCAGCUGUGCGGGUACAACGACAACAACAACCUCCUGGAUUUACAACUAGAUUAGUGUUGUCCCCGCCACAGAUCACAAUCGCACCCUGUAGCUAGUUUCCCAAGCGAACACUCGACGGUUCCGAGCGGCGGUUUUUCUGCGCUAACUAGCUAGAAGAGCAUUCCUCCAACAUGAAUCCGAUGUGUGGCAGAUGUAAUCUAGUCGUUUACCCCACGGAAAAAGUGAAUUGUCUGGACAAGUAUUGGCAUAAAGGAUGCUUCAGCUGCGAGGUCUGCAAAAUGACUCUAAACAUGAAGAAUUACAAAGGCUUCGAGAAGAGACCAUACUGCAAUGCACACUACCCCAAGACAAACUUCACCGCUGUGGCUGACACUCCAGAGAACCUCCGCCUCAAACAGCAGAGCAAGAUACAGAGCACGGUUCUCUACAAGGAGGAUUUUGAGAAGAACAAAGGGAGAGGUUUCAGCGUGGUCACAGACACGCCAGAGAUGCAGAGACUUAAGAAAUCGCAGGACCAAAUCAGCAAUAUUAAGUACCAUGAGGAGUUUGAGAAGAGGAAGAUGGGAGGAGAGGCCCCACAUCAUCAUCAGUCAAGCAACCCCAGCCCAGCUUACCAGGCGUCUCCAGCCACUCAGAACUACAACUAUGAGCCUGCUCCUGAACCAGUGCGUCCAGCAGCUGCUGCCCCUCCUCCCAGUGCCGGGAAGCGGUACACGGCUGUGUACGACUACUCCGCCGCCGAUGAGGACGAGGUGUCUUUCGUAGAAGGAGAUGUCAUCGUAGACGUGCAGCAGAUCGACGAAGGCUGGAUGUACGGCCGCGUGGAGCGCACCGGUCAGCAGGGGAUGCUGCCCGCCAACUACGUGGAGGCCAUCUGAGUGAGAGGGAGAGAAAAAAGAAGGAGAGAAUAAGGAGGAGAUAGAGAAAAGGGAGGGAAAGGAGGAAAGUAAAAGCCCAGUGCCAUCUCAUCUUAACGCCGCUUUCUCUUAAUUUUACUCUUGUUCCCUAAUCUGUCCUGUGAGACCCUCAGCUCCUUCCCUGCUGCAUCCCGCUCUGCUCCCACCAACAGACACCCUCAAGUCUAUCUGUCCUCGUCCGUCUGCCUGCUUUCCUGUCCGUCUGUCUGUGCUGAUGUUUGGUUGUCUGUCAUCCUCUUCGUCUUCUCCUCCCCACGUCCUGGUUCCACUCGAGUGGAAAGUCUUAAAAGAUAAAGUUCAUCGCAGUACGUCAGGGGUCAUGCCGUGUCGCACAGCUCCAUCCUAGCUGCAGCACUUAACAAUCCUGACACAUCAUGCAAAAAUAAAGAAAACUUUACAAAAAAACAUCCCUACAAGUCAGUGAACACAGCAGGUGUUAUUCCGUGGAGAGUUUGGGGUUUCUGUUCCUUUAGUUUUGCAGCCCGACUGGAAACGCAGUGUAGAAAUCUCAGUCUUAUCAGAACUAAGCUUGAAUCUUUUUUGACUUGUGUACAUUCCUUUAACCUCUAACUCUGUUUGCUGUUGCAUCAAUCAGCCAGUUGUCAGUCUAAACAGAGAGGUUUUUAAUAUAUUUAUAGGUGGACACACAUCUCGCCCUCGUGUUCAGCACUGCGUCGUGUGGUUGUUGUUGUGAAAACUGGAAUCGUAGCCUAACUGAAGAGCACCUCCUGCCGUUUGGACGCAGGAGGGAUCAGGGACAAGUUAGGGGACAUUAUUAGUCGGAUCUCAUGCAGCCACACUGAAGUCACCACCGCAAGUUGGUGUGGAUUUGCAGCACCCUUAUUUGUGUUUUUUGCAGCCUGAAUGCCUUCAGCCGUGAGCGAAUCACAAAGAAACGGUGAUCAAGGUUAAGCUAUUUGGAAGAAAAAAAUUAAAAAAAAACAAACAUGAAACAAAAUCACCAUCAAAGAAACCACAUUUAUUAAAGAGAAGGCCAAGCACAACUCUAUAUUGUUAAUCUUUUUAUUUUAAAAUGUAUGCCACUGUUUUUGUGAGUGAACAUUCCAGUCUUCAUUUUUUUCUUCCAUUUAAUGUGAGAGAAAUAGUCGCAUCCUUGGCUGUGGUAAAUGUUUUUCUCAUGCUGUUCUUCCUUUUGCUUUCCUCGUUUGUUUUCAAAAAGAAAAAUGUCAGCAUAUUGGAGAAAACGGACCAGCAACUCCAAUUUGUGAAAACCGAAUUAACGUAGAAUCGUGCGGUCGCAGUAUUAGAUCAGUCGGAAAACAGAGCUAGCUGCUUGUCGUUGAAGCCUGUUUCUGAUCUCUCUCGUGCUGUUCUAUUAUUCUGCAGCUCCUAGGGAAGAGUGGUGUUACAGAAUAGCAUUUCAAACCCACGUAGAGACUUUUAUCGUAUGAAAACAACCGGAAAAGCAUCUCGGGGUCCAUCUGGAAGGUGCAUCCCAACCGAAUUCUCACUUGUACAUUCACAUAGAAGCCACAGCUAAUUAGCAUUAGCAAAAUUAGCUGGUGCUGUUGGUUCGUUAAGAGAAAUUUAAGCAUUUAUGUUGGUGUUUUUUAAACAGAAAUGCUGCAUUUUUUUGUCUAGUAUUUCUGCAAGGAUGUUUAAAAAUGAUAUCAACCCAUUUCUCAGUGGUGUAAAUAAUAACCGACCCCUGAUUACACUCACAUCUUCCCCCGUUUCUUGCUGUUUUAUUCUCCUGUGGUGCACUGUGAUUGUCACAGACAUGAGCGAUCGGGGCGUUUGUAGGUGGGGCGAGCGGGCACAAAAAAUAACAAUUCAGCUUUAUCAAAUGAAGCAAGGCUCUCAUUAUGUAGCUAGAUGACAUUGUACAAUUGUAUAUGUAUCAUACAGUAAAGGUAAGUUAGGGAAAAAUGUUUUACAGGUCAUGGUGCUCUGGGAAGUGGCUUGCCUGCAGAUUCUUUUUUCUUUUUUUUUCCUGUGAAUGUGGGGAAGUAAUGUGAUUUUUAAAAGAUAAGUUUGGUGCAAGUUGGUGUUCAUGAAGCUUUCUAACGUGACGAAUCGUGACAAAAUCAGAUAAACAUCCAAACACAACAGACGAAUGAGUGAACGAACACUGUACAAUAUGUUUGCCUGCAUUUUGCAUUGCUCAACAACGCGAGGAUUUAAUUUGCAAAACAGACGCUUAGAUCGGUUGUGUGUUUCUCCUGGGUAAACUGAAGAGUUAUUGUUGUUCCUGGCUUCGGAUUUCAUUUAAAAGCUGCCGGUAGUUCUCUGCGAUCCAAACUCUCUUUUAUCUCAAGGUUUUUUGAUGAAAUCGGGGGAAAAAUGUUUAAGUGUGGCUCAGGAUGGAUUUGUUAAGGCGAAGUCAAAUGUGAUGAUGUAAGUGUGCGAGGUUGUGGGCGAUGAAAGGGCGACUCGACGCUCUUAAAUCUCCCCGAGCCCCGUGAGGCAGGACAAGUUGUUUGUCUGACCUGGAUAUUAGUCAGGAGUUGACCUCCCAGUCCCGCUCCUCUGCUCUGGCAUCACUACUGAACGUCAUAUCACGACCCCCCGCUUCCAUUCAGUUUUUCUGCCCACCUUCCUGCUGCAGUUCCCCCUCUUUUUUCCCCUUCAGCCUUUUCAUCGCGCUUCUGAUGAAUCAUUCCCUGCUUCUAUGAUACUGGUUAUAUACUGUAGACUUGGCAGAGUGAAAAUCGUAUAAUCCACAGUUGCAGGUUUAGCAUUCAGACCAGUUUUGUGCAUUCCAUCUUAAAUCGUUUUUUUGUUUUUGAUAUAAUUUUGUUAUUUUUUAAAUAAAAAAAAUAAAGAAUAUCAUAUGCAUAUUGACAUACAUGUGUAUUCACAGAAUACAUACUCAGAUUUAAGGACCUGAUAUCAUCUCCUGUUGCCCUGUUACAGCACUUCAAAUUGUACUUAUGAUUCUGCAGAUUCAAUAAAAUGUCAUUUUUUCUCAGA